Molecule: messenger RNA, 4131 nt
Organism: Cannabis sativa
Lineage: Eukaryota; Viridiplantae; Streptophyta; Magnoliopsida; Rosales; Cannabaceae
Exons: 1
Coding region: 1-4131 (1376 amino acids)
Molecular function (GO): RNA-DNA hybrid ribonuclease activity; nucleic acid binding
Source: RefSeq, a predicted model, not a curated record
AUGAAAAUCAUUAGUUGGAAUGCACGGGGUUUGGGGAACCCGAGGGCAUUCCGUCGAUUACGUUUGCUUGUUCAAGAGCAAAUUCCUCAUGUGUUGUUUCUCAUGGAAACAAAAGUUCUGGUUAAUUCUCUUUCUCGUUUUAAGCAAUCUUUAAAUUUUAAUAAUGGACUUGAAGUCCCUCGUGUUGGAUUAAAAGGAGGAAUUAUGUUGUUGUGGAAAGAUGAUGUAAAUGUAACCCUUCUUUCAAUGAAUACAAAUCACUUUGAUUGUUACUUGUUGUUUGACAAUGGACCAAGAUGGCAUUUUUCUGCGGUUUAUGGUUUUCCUGAAUCUGAAAAUAAAAAACUGACUUGGGCACUUAUUAAGAGACUUGCGGAUGUCGCUCCACAAGAUCCUUGGUUGUUAGUUGGAGAUCUCAAUGAAAUUUUUUCAAAUGAGCAUAAAAAUGGUGGACCGUUGAGGAAUGAAGCUCAUAUGAGAGACUUUCGUACAACAAUGGACAAAUGUUUUUUAAAUGAAUUACCAUAUACUGGGGAGGAUUAUACAUGGGCCAAAAACAAGAAAAAUAAUGCUGCUUUAAAGGAGAGACUCGAUUGGUGUCUAAUUAAUAAUGUGUGGAAGGAUCAUCUUCCACUUCCAACUAUCACUCAUUUAGAUUACUUUGGGUCAGACCACAGAGCUAUCUCAGUGGAUGUUCUCCUCAAUGAUCAGUACUCAACACAGGACACAAAUAAGAGAAGAUCAAGGUUUAGAUUUGAACAAAUAUGGUUGAAGGAACCCGACUGUACUGACAUUAUUUCUGCUAAUUGGUUUGUAGCUGAUGGCAUGGAUCCUUCUCAAAAUCUAAAGACUUGUUUAGAUCAAUGUGCUGUUAAUCUUCAACAAUGGCAUGUUAAGAAGUUUGGUAGCAUGAAGAAGGACAUAAAAAAAGCACAAAAGACAGUAACAAUAUUGAAUAAUUCGGCUGCAACUGACUCUGCUCACUGUCAAAAAGUAGUCUCGGCUGAGAUGAUAUUGGAUGAGUUAUUAGCAACUGAGGAGCAAUAUUGGAAGCAGCGAUCAAGGAUUGAUUGGAUGAAAUCUGGUGAUCGAAAUACAAAGUUUUUUCAUGCAAAAGCAUCAGCCAGGAAGUCCAACAACUCAAUUAAACAAUUGCAAGAUGCUAAUGGAACUAUGGUUGCAAAUAAGGAUGGCAUUUGUAAUAUUGUUACAUCAUAUUUUCAAGAACUUUUCACUGCUGCCGAUGAAGACCACUGGGCACUUUCUCAUGUCCUUUCAACGAUUCCAACAACCAUUACAUCAGCUCAUAAUGACUUCCUUCUACAGGAAUUUCGAAGUGAUGAAGUAUUUCAGGCCUUGAAGACAAUGGGGAGUGAUAAAAGUCCUGGGAUUGAUGGAAUGUCAGCAAUGUUUUACCAACAUAAUUGGAAUAUAGUUGGUGAUUUGGUUUCAAAAGUGGUUCUUGAUGUGUUGAACAAUGGUUCUACCCCAGAGGCUUUUAAUCAAACUUUGAUCACCUUGAUUCCUAAGAUCAAAAAGCCCACUUCAAUGAAGGAUUUUAGACCUAUAAGCUUGUGUAAUGUUGUAUACAAGUUGGUUUCUAAAAUGUUAGCUCUACGUUUGAAGGAGGUUCUACCAUGUGUUAUUUCAGAAACACAGAGUGCCUUUCUCCCAAGUAGGCAAAUUACGGAUAAUAUUCUAGUGGCUUUUGAGCUUAUUCACAGUAUUAAGCAUAGGAAAAGGGGUUCUAAGGGUUUUGCGGCACUUAAAUUAGACAUGAGUAAGGCGUUUGAUCGUGUGGAAUGGUCCUAUUUAGCUGCUGUAAUGGGUAAGAUGGGAUUUAAUAUCAGAUGGAUCACACUCGUUAUGAAUUGUUUGCAUUCUAACACGUUCUCCUUUAUAAUUAAUGGCUCUGUCACUGGUUCUGUUAUCCCUCAACGCGGGCUUAGACAAGGGGAUCCUCUCUCGCCUUAUUUAUUUUUAAUCUGUUCGGAGGGGCUUUCUCGACUUUUGCAAUAUGAGGAAGCUGUUGGUCGGCUCAAGGGGUUGGCCAUUUCAAGAUCUGCUCCAACGGUUUCUCAUCUACUCUUUGCUGACGAUAGUUUGCUAUUCUGUCAAGCAAAUGAUAGAUCUUGUGGUGCCAUCAAAAGGGCUUUGGAUAUUUAUCAUCGCGCUUCAGGACAACUUUUGAAUGAAGAUAAAUCGGUUAUGUCUUUCUCUCCAAAUACACCUCAAAAUGUGAAAAACUCUUUUUCUCAAAUAUUAGGUAUGCCUAUUAGUGAGUGUCAUGAAAAAUACUUGGGCCUUCCUGCUUAUUCUGAGCAAAAUAAGAGUCAAUUAUUCUCUGAGAUUAAAGAUCGUAUUUGGAAAUUGUUACAUGCUUGGAAUGAUAAGCUUUUCUCAAUUGGAGGAAAAGAAGUAUUGCUCAAAGCUGUAGUUCAAUCGAUACCUACUUAUGCUAUGAGCUGUUUCAAAUUAUCAGCUAAGUUUUGUAAAGAGUUAGAUGCUAUGAUGGCUCAGUUUUGGUGGGGUUCAACUCAUGAUAAGAAACGAACUCAUUGGAAAAAAUGGAAAUUUCUUUGUACAUCAAAAAUGGAAGGGGGAAUGGGAUUUCGUUCUUAUGUACACUUCAAUCAAGCUUUGCUAGCUAAGCAAGCUUGGCGUAUUCUACAAAAUCCUGAUUCUCUUCUUGCUCGGGUUUUAAAGGCAAGGUACUUCAGAACUCAUGACUUCUUGACAGCCUCCUCGGCUGGGGUAUCAUCUCUCACUUGGCAAGGUAUUUGUUUUGGCAAAGAAUUACUGAUUAAAGGUUUAAGACUCCAUGUUGGAAAUGGUAUGCACAUUAGAUGUGGAAGUGAUCCUUGGAUACCUGCUCAAACUCGUUUCACACCAGUUUUUUUCUCUGGUUUGGAGGGUAAUAUAGUGGCUGACUAUAUUUCUGCUGAUCACCAGUGGGAUAUUGAUAAACUAACAUCUGAUUUUUCAGCACUUGAUGUGGAAAAUAUACUCAAAAUCCCUCUUUCACACAAUGCUGGUACUGAUUCUUGGGUGUGGCACUAUACGGAUGCUGAGUCUUACACAGUAAAUUCAGGAUAUCAUUUGGCCUGUUCUAUGGCUUCUCAGGAAGAUUCAUCUUGUUCAAGUGCCUCUUCUACUUGGUGGAAGCAAUUUUGGAAUUUGAAUUUGCCUUCAAAAGUCAAAAUUUUUGCGUGGAGGGUGAUGCACAAUGCUUUACCUUCUGCAUCAAACUUGCAUCACAGGAGAAUAAUCAAUUCUAGCACUUGCAGUUUAUGCACAAAUGCGUGGGAAUCGAUAGGGCAUGCUUUGUUUAGUUGUAAGCAUGCUAAAGCAGUUUGGAGGUGCUCAGAUUUUUCAUUUGAUUUUACUGCUGCUAGCCGAAUGUUUGAGGGCGACUUUCUAAUCCAACUGUCUCAAUUACAUACCAAAUCUGAUCUUGAAAUGAUUAUAUGCACUAUGUGGUUUAUUUGGUCGGACAGGAAUAAUAUUAUUCACCAAAAGCAACACAAGAAACCAGCUGAUCUUUUGGCAAGUUCGAAGGCUUAUUACUGCAAUUUUCUGCAGCAAAGUGCCAUUACUGCCUCCUUGAAGCAGGUUGAUCCUGCAGUUGCUGCACAUUGCCCUUGGACACCACCAACAGAGGGGAAGAUUAAACUAAAUGUAGAUGCAGCUGUUCUUUCUUCUCAAAAUAAAUUGGGUUACGGGGCUUUAAUUCGAGACUCUACAGGGACUGUUUUGGCUGCUUGUUCCUCACCAGCGAAUGGCAAUUUCAAGUCAAAACAUAUGGAGGCCAAGGCUUUAUUUCAUGCAUUACGAUGGGCAAAUCAACUUAAUUAUCAAGUGAACAAUGUAGAAACAGAUUCCUUGGUGCUGGUUAAUGCCAUCCAUGCCUCUUCAUUGAGUGAUUUGUCUUAUCGUGACUUAAUUCUCGAUGUUAAAAAUCAAUUAUCCUACUUCCCUAAUGUUUGUGUAUCUCAUGUUCGUAGAGAUGCAAACCAAGCUGCUCACGGUUUGGCUAAACAAGCUUUAGCGAUGGAUUUUGAUUCUGUUUGGAUAGGAGAGAUUCCUCCUCCUAUAUUUUCUGUUAUUGUAAAUGACUCUUUGAAUUUAUAA